Messenger RNA from Peronospora matthiolae, 1743 nucleotides. The record is from the annotation of a GenBank genome assembly. Lineage: Eukaryota; Oomycota; Peronosporomycetes; Peronosporales; Peronosporaceae.
AUGAACCUUUCCCUUGUCCUCGCCGCCCAAAAGGCAGCUACGAAACGCGCCGCCAGCCGCACGAGCCACCGCGUCCACUUCUCCACCGGCAAGGACAUUCGCUUCGGCGUCGAGGGCCGCGCUGCCAUGCUCAAGGGUGCCGACCAGCUGGCGAACGCCGUGCAAGUGACGCUCGGCCCCAAAGGCCGCAACGUCGUCAUUGACCAAUCAUAUGGCGCGCCCAAGAUCACGAAAGACGGCGUGACCGUCGCGCGCAGCAUCGAGUUCGCUGACAAGUUCGAGAACAUGGGCGCGCAGCUCGUGCGCUCGGUCGCGAGCAGCACCAACGACGCGGCCGGCGACGGCACAACGUCGGCCACUGUGUUGACGCGCGCGAUCUUCAGCGAGGGCUGCAAGUCGGUGGCUGCUGGCAUGAACCCGACGGACUUGCGACGCGGCAUUCAGAUGGCGGUGGACCACGUGGUCGACGGCCUGCAGCAGCUGUCGAUGGACGUGCAGGACAAGGAGAAGGUGGCGCAAGUAGCGACCAUCUCGGCCAACUCGGAGACGGAGAUUGGCUCGUUGAUCAGCGACGCCAUGGAGCGCGUGGGCAAAGAAGGCGUGAUCACGGUCCAGGACGGCAAGACGCUGCUGAACGAGCUCGAGGUCGUGGAAGGCAUGAAGUUUGACCGCGGCUUCAUCUCGCCGUAUUUCGUCACGGACAAUAAGACGCAGUCGUGCGAGAUGGAGAAUCCGUACAUUCUAUUGGUGGAAAAGAAGAUCUCGAGUCUCCAGGCGAUUAUUCCCAUGCUCGAGACGGUCGUGAAGCAGCAGCGACCGCUGUUGAUUAUCGCCGAGGACGUUGAGAGUGAAGCACUGGCGGCGCUUGUGAUUAACAAGAUCCGGGGCGGGGUCAAGGUGUGUGCGGUCAAGGCGCCUGGCUUUGGCGACAACCGCAAGGCCAGUCUACAGGACAUGGCGGUGCUCACGGGCGCGACCGUCAUCUCGGAGGAUUUGGGCCACCGGCUGGAGACGGCAACGCCCGAGAUGCUAGGAAGCGCCAAGAAGGUGACGGUCACGAAAGACGACACGUUGAUGCUGGACGGCGCAGGCUCGACGGAAGCUGUCGAGGAGCGCAGCAACUUGCUGCGUGCGUCGAUCGAGAGCACGACGUCGGAUUACGAAAAGGAGAAGCUGCAGGAACGACUAGCCAAGCUGAGUGGCGGUGUUGCUGUGAUUAAGGUAGGCGGUGCUAGCGAGGUUGAAGUCGGUGAGAAGAAGGACCGUGUCGUCGACGCGCUGAACGCCACACGUGCGGCUGUUGCAGAGGGUAUUGUGCCGGGUGGCGGUGCCGCGCUCUUGUGGGCGUCGCGCUCGCUCUCGAAGCUGUACGACUCGUGCGCCAAUUUGGACCAGAAGGUUGGUGUGGAGAUUGUUGAGCGCGCGUGCCGUGCUCCAGCCACGCAGAUUGCCAAGAAUGCUGGCCACGAGGGCGCUGUUGUCGUGGGCAAGAUGCUCGAGAACGACUCGCCCGAGCUUGGGUUCAACGCUCAGACUGGUGAGUACGUCAACUUGGUGGACGCUGGUAUUAUUGACCCGACCAAGGUGGUGCGCACGGGCCUCGUGGAUGCCUCGAGCGUGGCGUCGCUCAUGAUGACAGCCGAGGCUCUGAUUGCUGACCUGCCUGCUGAGAACGGUGCGGCUCCGCCAAUGGGUGGCAUGGGCGGCAUGGGUGGCAUGGGCGGUAUGGGUGGCAUGAUGUAA